Messenger RNA from Sarcophilus harrisii (Tasmanian devil), 6025 nucleotides. RefSeq names its product family with sequence similarity 83 member B (gene SACK1B). The transcript is spliced from 6 exons. Gene Ontology annotation, biological process: epidermal growth factor receptor signaling pathway. Bases 542 to 3541 code for a protein of 999 amino acids. Gene Ontology annotation, cellular component: membrane; cytoplasm. The record is from RefSeq and is a predicted model, not a curated record. Lineage: Eukaryota; Metazoa; Chordata; Mammalia; Dasyuromorphia; Dasyuridae.
UUCCUGGUAUCUGGAAAUGAAAAUAGCCCCAAAGUUAGGCCGGUUUGUGUUUGUAUUUUCCUGGAAUGGCAUCUCUCUUAUCUAUACUGCGCUGCUAAGAAUGACCCCUCAAUGCUGAAGGUAGACACUGAACUCAUACUUUCCCUAUCUUCUAAAUUGUUCCCACAAGUCUUCCAUUGUGCAAUGCUAGAAGGCAGGGCUGAGAAGGAGAGACAACUACGGCCCUGCCCAGUUUAGUCCCAACCUCUUCCCAGGUGAGAAAAAACUUUCUUCCUGGCUCUCCCAGUCUCUCUUGCCUGAGUGCAGACAGGUUCUCUGGAGUAACUUUUGGCUGCAUGAGCUACGUUUGGUGUGACACGAUUACUUGACAUGUUACAACUGGCUUCCCGACCCGCCUGCCCACAGCUCAGUACUGGGUUCUUCCGGAGAAACUCAGCUCUGGCUGUUGAGAUGAGCUCGCUUUGGACUUGAUUUUUCCCAGGGCUAUCUUACUAUUGCACUAAUGGACUUUUGAAAGUGCUUUUACCAAACAUCUGCAAAAAUGGAAACAUCAUCUCUUCUUUCCUCACUGAAUGAUGAAUGCAAAUCAGACAACUACAUUGAACCUCAUUACAAGGAAUGGUAUCGGGUAGCUGUUGAUACAUUAAUACAGAAUGGAUUAGAAGCGUACCAAGAAUUUCUUGCUAAAGAGCGAUGUUCAGAGUUUCUGGCUGAAGAGGAAAUUAAUUAUAUUUUGAAAAAUGUUCAGAAGUUUGCACAAAGUACAGCUCAUACCUCUGACAAUUCUUGUGAUGACACCUCUUCUUCGGGAACAUACUGGCCCGUUGAGUCUGAUGUGGAAGCCCCAAACUUGGAUUUAGGAUGGCCAUAUGUGAUGCCUGGACUCCUGGGAGGUACCCAUAUAGAUCUGCUUUUCCAUCCACCACGAGCACAUUUUCUUACCAUAAAGGAAACUAUUCGCAAGAUGAUCAAAGAAGCAAGAAAGGUCAUUGCCCUAGUAAUGGAUGUUUUUACAGAUGUGGAUAUCUUCAAAGAAAUAGUGGAAGCAUCAACCAGAGGGAUUUCUGUAUAUAUUCUCCUUGAUGAUUCCAACUUCAAUCACUUUUUUAAAAUGACAGAAAAGCAAGGAUGUCAAGUACAGAGACUCCGGAACAUCAGAGUGAGGACAGUAAAAGGACAAGAUUACCUUUCAAAAACAGGGGCAAAAUUUCAUGGGAAAAUGGAACAGAAAUUUCUUUUAGUUGACUGCCAGAAAGUUAUGUAUGGCUCCUACAGCUACAUGUGGUCAUUUGAAAAAGCACAUCUCAGCAUGGUACAGAUUAUCACGGGACAGCUGGUUGAAUCAUUUGAUGAAGAAUUUAGGACUCUGUAUGCCAGAUCCUGUAUUCCUAGUCCAUUUGCACAGGACGAAGCAGUGAAGGCAAAAAAUGGCAAGCCUUUCUGGGAAAAUGGUACAUAUCAGCGCUCAGUGUCUUCUUUAGCUUCCUUUUCCAGCCAAAGGAAUCUUUUUGCUAGGCAAGAUAAUCCUAGUUAUUUUAAAAAUAGAGGCAUAUAUGCAGUUAAUGAACAUGACAGGCAUAGCAUACGGAAUCAUGGAUACAAACCACACUUUUUACCAAAUUUUAAUGGUCCAAAUAAAAUCCGCCAGUAUCAACCAAGUCAGUUAAAUGAGAAUUGGAAGAGACAUAGUUAUGCUGGAGAAAAGCCAGAAACAACUCCUUAUCUGCUGCUCAACAGGGCUAUGAAUCGAGCCCACAAUCCAUCAAAUAAUUGGAAAAUGCCUUCAGAUAGCCUUAGUGUUGCAUCAUCAACACGAGGUGGCUAUAUGAACCCUCACCAUAUGCCUGCACAGAGUUUUGCAGAUCGUCUGGCACAGAGGAAAAUCACAAAUCUUCCAGAAAGAAAUUCAAAUGUACGACGAUCUUUUAAUGGGACUGAUAAUCAUAUUCGCUUUUUGCAACAAAGGAUGCCCACCCUUGAAAACACUACAAAAUCCUUCCUACGAAAUUGGCGAAUUGAGAGCUAUUUAAAUGACAACUCAGAAGGGAUGCCUGAUUCAAAUGGCUCAGCUCCUGGUGACCGAUUUGAAGGUUAUGAGGGACAUGAACAUGUUAAAGCCAAUGCCCUUUAUACUCAUUCUCGGCUUCGUUCAUCAAUUGUAUUUAAACCAACCUUACCAGAACAGCAAGAAGUAAAUAGUUGUACAACAGGAUCCUCAAACUCAACAAUAAUUGGUUCUCAGGGAAGUGAAUCAUCUAAAGAAAUAUCAAAUGUUCAACAGCCUUCAGACCAACCUUUAUCAGAAUUAACCACAGAUCUCCAGACACCUCAAUCCAAUGAAUCAAAAAGGCACAGCUUGCAGGUCCUAGAAAACCACCGUGAACCUAUUGUAAAUCAAAACACACAUGGUGCUCCUGAAUCAAAUAACUAUUUGUAUGCAACAUUAGGUGUGAACAAACAGAUGGAAACUCUAAAAACUGAGCAAAAUGAGAACCUGCUAAAAAGACGAAGUUUUCCAUUCUUUGAAAACUCCAAGGCCAAUCUGGAUCAUGCUGAGGGUAAGAAUUAUGUCUAUAGCACACUGACUAGGAAUAGAAUCAAGCAGCCAGAGAAACCCAAAGAGGAUUUAUUGAAGAGCUCUAAAAGUAUGCACAAUGUGACCCAAAACCCAGAGGGUGAAGAUGAAGAGCCCAAAAGGGAAUCUUCAAACACUACUACCACCAAAUCUAUUUCUAUUGCUGCUCUUUUGGAAGUAAAUAAAGAGGAGCCUCCAAAAGAUAUAUCCUCCAAGAAAGAAGUGAAAGGUUCCCCAAAUUUUUUGAAAAAAGGUUCCCAAAAGCUGAGGUCACUACUCAGUCUCACACCAGAAAAGAAAGAAACUCUAUCAAAAAAUAAAGCUCCUGCUUUUUAUAGAAUGUGUAGUAGUUCUGACACAUUGGUUUCAGAGGCAGAAGAAAAUCAAAAAACAAAAAAAUCAGAGCCAAAAUUAGAUUCAUCUCCAAGAAGAAAACGUUCUCCUUCAGCCAAUUCACAAGGAAGUGUCCACAAGAGCAAGGAGAAUAUUGCUGUUAGAUCAUCUCCAGUGUGCUCAGAUGAAAACAAAAUCAUCCCUUCUGCACAUCCAGUUGAAAAAGAAUUCUUAGAAACGGAAGGAGAUGCUUCUGCUCCCAGAUUCAACACUGAGCAGAUUCAGUACCAAGAUCUAAAAGAAGUUAAGCCAACGAUAAUUACUGAAAGAGCAACUCCUUCUCCAAGGCCAAAGCCUAGUGAGUUGCUAAGAUCUCAUUCAACAGACAGACGUGUAUAUAGUCGCUUUGAGCCAUUUUGUAAGCUAGAAAGCUCUGUUCAACCCACAAGCCAUAUGCCAAGCCCCAGAAUACACCAUACUGAGGUAAAGACCCUCGGCACUAGCAAUAGCUAUGGUAGGAGCAGUCCCAUGUUCAACUACAAUUCUGCUGUCUAUCACCCUUAUCAGACAAAUGAAAAUAAAUUUCGAGGAUUUAUGCAAAAAUUUGGAAAUUUCAUACACAAAAACAAAUAGCUUUAAUUUCAACAGUCUUUGCAAAAUUUUAAAGUUUCCAUGAACACGAAUACUUGAACAGAUAAAACUGGGAAGAUUCUGUAAAAUGCAAAUGGGUUUCUUUGGGGAAAAUUUUGUAGUUAAUGUGCAUGUUUACAUGUAUAUUAUUGUAUAGUAAAGGCUACUUUUAUGCAAUAAAUUCAUCCUUUCACACUGAAGGUGUAAUUUGUCCAAAAAAGUUUUGAAAACAAUUUUAAAAUUAAUGUGUUUUAAAUGAUUAUUUUUCUUUAGAUUGAAGAUUUUUUAAAAAUAAUAUUUUGCAAGAGAAAUAAAUAGGAAGAUAGUGAAUACUUUUAAUCCACUAUUAUAAUUUUCUAAAGUCUUUCCUUUAAAAAAAAAACAAAGCAAUGGUGUUAGUGGCUCAUUGAAAUUUAUCUUUUUGGCAUUUAUGUUGCUUCAAAAGCAGAAGAACAAAAGAAAAGAAAACAUAAUAUUAUCACAAUGUCUUUUUAAUAAGCUUUAAGGCCUUCUACAGAAUAAGUUAGAGCAUUUUCUUAGCAUACUGCUCAUUUUACUGUGAAGCAUAUAUAGCUAAUUGGUUUGGCAGUCAAAGGAUAGUGUCACUUGUAUACCCUCCUCACUUGAUAUUUUAUUUUGCCAGAGGUAUCAGAACAGUAUUAACCUCAUGCAGUACAAGUACCACAUCUCAACAAUACUAUGAACAUUUUUGAGAACUUAUUUCUGUUUUUGGAUGAAAGCAACUAAUCUUGAUUCAUCCCUCCUUCAUUCUUCUCCAGGUUAUAGCCUACUAAAGUCUUUUUUUCACCUUUAACCUCUAAAACCAAAAUUAGAACUUGGACAAAUUGCACUUUUCCUAUCCUUAUCUAAUCUGGCAAUACCAAAGCUUCUUAAAAAUAAAAGAUAGCAUCACAUUAUUAGGAGAAAAAUGAUAAUUCUAAACAAUUUUCUUGUAGUAUUUUUGCUGCUUCUCAAGCUGAGUUAAAAUAUAGUAAAAUUACAGUAUAUGAGAAAGAACACUAGGUGAGAAAUAAGGAGAAGUAGGGCAUUCCUUACCUGUCUCUACCAUUGAUUAUGUGAUUUUGGCAAGGUCUAUUUAUCCUCCCCAUGUCCUAAUUUUUUUCUCUAUAAAUUAUAGUUAAUAAUACCUGCUGUCACCUUCUUUGUAAGACUACUUAAAAAUAUGGGCCAUUUAAAAAUUGGAUUUGCUCCAUUUAGUUGUAAAGAAUUCACUGUAGCAACAAACAAAUCUAAUUUGAGGAGUGCAAAAUAUUUUUUCUCCCUUGCAUUUUAUUAGUAUUUUCCAAAUGAAGUAUUAAGCACAAUGUGCUGGCAAGAGGACUGGAUUUAGAGCCAAAGAUCCUUGUAUUUAAAUCCUGAUUUUGUCACCUGCUAUCUGAAAACUUGAGCAAAUCUUUAAUUCCUUUGGGCUUUAGUUUCUUCUUUUAUAAAAUGAACAGGAUGGACUAGAUGGUGUCUGCUCCCUUCCUGCUCAAGAUCUUUGAUUAUAAGUUGAUAUGGGAAAUAUUUUGCUCAAAGAAUUAUAUUAUUAUUCCCAUCUUAAAGACUUUAUUCCAUGGUUCUGCAUAACUAAAAUUAGGCAAAUUAAAGGCCUUGGUUGAAGAUUAAACAAAUGAGUUGUUUUGUUUUGUUUUUCUAUAACUAUUGGUCUGCCUGUCAUUAUAUAUCAGUACAUUUUUAAAGUAAUUAAUAUCAUAAUAUUUAUAAAAAUUAAGGUUGUAUCCACCUAUUAAUGUCCCAUGAAUGCUUACAUAGGUUCAAUUUUAGUUCGAAACAAGGACAAAAAUCUAGGAACCUUGUUUUCUCUUAUCAAUCAGUCAAUCAAAAUGUAUUAAGUUUCUCUGUUCCAGACACCCUGCUAAGCAGUGAGGAUACAAAAAGAGGUGAAAAAUAGUCCCCUUCCUCAAGAAGCUUACAUAUAAUAAUAUGUAAUUCUCUAAUAGAGAAGACAACAUGCAAAGCAAGCUAUAAAGUAGGAAAUAAUAGAGGUAAGGCACUAAUAGAAUUAAGAGAAUUAAGAAAGGCUUUCAGUAAAAGAUGGGAUUUUAGUUUGAACUUAAAGGAAGUCAGGGAUGGCAGUGUUAGAACAGAGGAGAAUAUCCCAGAUAUGAUUUGUUUGUAAAAGAGUCAGAAAAAUGGAAACGAGAAACUUGAAAUACAAAUACACACAUAAUGAGAAAAAGGAUGAAAAAUAUACAUAUACAAACAUAAAACUAUUAUAAUUUUUAAAAAACACCAAAAAAAAAUUUAAAAAGCUCUGGUCUAAACUGUUAAUUGAAAUUGAUGUGCUCCAUUUGAUGUGACCAUUCCAUAUCUGCAGUUUAUAUGCAGUUUACUUUGUAUGUUUGUUUUCAGGUUUUCUUGAAUACUUGACUUUUUAAAAUUUUUGGUAUCUAAUUGAGAACUGAAACAAAAAAAAAAGAACAAAAAAUUGUUUAGUAACUAAUAAGUUAUAUCCCAGAAUAA